AUGACGAAACCGCGUCGUGGGGUUCGAUUCCCUGGCCGUAACGGCAAUGGUCAUGCCUCAUCCGAAGGGAGAAGAUCGAGCUUUAGCGAAAUAAGCGAAGAUGGUUCUGGGUCGCCUGUCAAGGUCAAGAAUUCUCCUCAACUAGAUGGCAUCAGCGAAAAAGCACCUGAAUCCGAUUACGAAAAGAAAAAAGCAAACUUCAUCACUCGAGCCUUUUGGACUCUUGUAAUGAUCGGAGGUUUUUUCACGGCUUUAUUUGCAGGUCAUAUAUAUAUCAUCGCCUGUAUUACCGUCGUUCAAAUCGUAUCUUUUAAAGAAGUCAUCGCCAUAGCUAGCGUUCCUAGUCGAGCUCGACAACUACGCCCUACUAAAAGCCUAAACUGGUACUGGCUUGCGACGACUAUGUAUUUCCUGUACGGCGAGACCGUCAUUUACUAUUUCAAGCAUAUUGUGCUAGUCGAUAAGGUCUUGCUUCCUCUUGCCACGCACCACCGCUUUAUCAGCUUCAUUUUAUAUGUCAUCGGCUUCGUUUUCUUCGUCGCCAACCUUAAAGCUGGCCACCUCAAGUUCCAAUUCACCAACUUUGCUUGGACACAUAUGGCAUUGUACUUGAUCGUCGUCCAAGCACACUUCGUCAUGAAUAACGUCUUUGAGGGCAUGAUCUGGUUCUUCUUACCAGCUUCCCUCGUUAUUACUAAUGAUAUUUUCGCCUACAUCUGUGGUAUUACCUUUGGAAGGACACAACUAAUCAAGCUGUCUCCAAAAAAGACAGUGGAAGGGUUUGUUGGCGCUUGGUUCAUGACCAUCAUAUGGGCCGUUCUUCUAACCAACGUCCUGAUGCGCUCCAAGUACUUCAUCUGCCCCGUCAACGACCUAGGUGCCAAUAUAUUCACUGGCCUCGAAUGUGAUCCGAAUCCCGUCUUCCUAGCUCGUACCUACACUCUACCUCAACUAUUCUUCCUCCCAGAAGGUUCUAGCUUCUCUAUCACCAUGGAACCCAUGCAGUUUCACUCCAUCAUUCUGGCCUCCUUCGCCUCUUUAAUUGCACCUUUUGGUGGUUUCUUCGCAUCUGGACUCAAGCGUACCUUCAAGAUCAAGGACUUCGGUGACUCCAUCCCUGGACAUGGUGGAAUGACGGAUAGGAUGGACUGUCAAUUCAUUAUGGGAUUCUUCGCCUUCAUCUACUACCAAACUUUUAUCGCGCAACACAAGGUCAACUUUGGUAAUGUCAUGGAGUUGGCUAUUACUGGGUUAACGUUGGAGGAACAGAUGGAUUUGGUAAAAGGUAUGAGCAGGUAUUUGGAAAACCAAGGAGCUUGGGGUCCUGAAGUCCACGAAUGUCUAGAACGAGUAUUACCAGCCCGGCGAUAA
Messenger RNA from Hypoxylon trugodes, 1371 nucleotides. Its product is annotated as phosphatidate cytidylyltransferase. Gene Ontology annotation, cellular component: endoplasmic reticulum membrane. NCBI's taxonomy places the organism in Eukaryota, Fungi, Ascomycota, Sordariomycetes, Xylariales, Hypoxylaceae. Gene Ontology annotation, molecular function: phosphatidate cytidylyltransferase activity. The record is from RefSeq and is a predicted model, not a curated record. The coding region runs from base 1 to 1371 and encodes 456 amino acids. The transcript has 3 exons.